AUGAAGGGCAACGGCCGCGGUCCGGCCGCGGUAACGCUGAUUUACUACCACGUGCCCACCGACCAGGACGAAGCGCAAUUUCCGAACGCGUUCCCACUCCCGAAACCAAGCUCGGAGAUAAGGCUUCGGGACGUGCGGGAAAAAUUUCCACUGCCGGGCGUCUACCAUUUCCGCUUCAAACUUAAGUGGAGCGACAAUACCAGCGUCUGGAUGGACGUCACCAAUGAAGACAGCGUUGUACCCAAGUUCGACGAAAAAAUCAUAUGCAAGGUAAAGAGUGGUUGGCUCAUAUUUCUUCCUUUUAGUACCAUGUCAUCAGGUUCUUGAAAAUAGUUCCACUCGCAUGAUUGUUUUUCGCGUAGAAUGCGCUGCAACUUUUUCUUACAACAAUCAGGUGCUCCGCGUGUCGUGGAGCGGCAGCGGUGUACCGGCAGCGGAAAAUCCUAGAUCACAAAGCAAGCAGCUCGGGGCGAACACCAAGCACCCGCCCCCAACCCAAUUGCUCGACAGCCUCGAAAAGACGAAAACGCCUCCCGGGCAGAAGAAGCCGGCUGCAGCGACCCACGCAGACCUGCUUUUUGGCGAGAAUUCCCCCAAAAAUAGCAAGCAAGCGAGCACAACAGACUUGCUCUUCGACGGCUUCACCUCCGCGCCGCCACCUCGAAAAGACGACUUUGACCUGUUUUAG
Messenger RNA from Amoebophrya sp. A120, 688 nucleotides. NCBI's taxonomy places the organism in Eukaryota, Dinophyceae, Syndiniales, Amoebophryaceae. The record is from the annotation of a GenBank genome assembly.